This is a messenger RNA of Paramecium sonneborni, 3074 nucleotides long. The record is from the annotation of a GenBank genome assembly. Lineage: Eukaryota; Ciliophora; Oligohymenophorea; Peniculida; Parameciidae.
AUGAACUUAAAUAACAAUUAAUUACUAGGACAACCAAAAGCUUAAUUUAAAAUGGCACAAAGUUCUUAUUAAUAACCAUAACAAUAAUAAUAAUAAUAAGGUCUUCAAGUACCAGGAUAAUCAAAAGCUAUUGAAGAAUCCCAUUGUAUAAGAGUAAUGAGCAAAGAAGUUAAAGCUGCAGCUAGAAUGCAAGAAUGGUUCAAAGGCAAAAAAUAAUAGAAAAUUUACUAAAAGAUGAAAAAAAAACAUAGAUAUAGAAAGAAUGUGAUUGCUGAAAUUAUAAAUACAGAGAGAACAUAUGUGAAUGAUUUGUCUAUUAUUUGUGAAAAAGUAAAGACUUCUUCUCUUCCUAUUUUAACACCAAAUGAUAUCGAAACUAUAUUUAUGAAUUGUGAUUAAAUCUUGGGUUGGAAUAGAGAAUUUUUGUAAGAAAUGGAAAAAGGAUAUUGUAAAUAUAAUGUUGAUAAAAAAUAAAUGCCAAAACCCUAUUAACCAGUUUUUGAUGGAAAUGCAAAAUAAUUAAAAAUACCAGAUGCUUUUGCAUUCAAAUGUUAUUAUGAAUAUUGCAGUAAAUUUACAAAAUCAAAUAAACAUUUUGAACACUUGAAAGCAACUGAUCAAAAAUUUAAAGAAUUCUUAACAUAACUAAAUAAAAAUGGGACAUUAAGAGGAAUGGACUUGGGGAGUUUCUUAGUAAAACCAAUAUAGAGGUUGCCAAAAUAUAUUUUGCUUUUUAAAGUAAAAAUAAAAAUUGAUUAUAGGAUCUAGAGAAGAAUACAGAUGAAGACUACCCUGAUUUACCUAAUAUUAAAGAAAUACAUAAAUAUUUCAAAGAAGUAAAUGAAGAAAAUAACAAAUUUAUGGAUAUUUUUAUGGGUAGAUUAUAACUUCAAUAGUUAAGUGAAUCUUUGAAAAUUAAUUAAGAUGAUUUAUUGAAUGAACCUAAUAGAAUUUAUAAGUUUGAAGAGAAGUUAACAAUAAUUUAACCAAAUGCUAAAAGUGAUGAAGAUUGUUAAGUGACAGUCCAUGCUUUAAGUGAUAUGUUGGUGGUUGUUCAUGAUGAAAAAGUUUAAAAGAAACUAAAAUUAGAUUCCUUAUCUUUUGUGAAGAAUCAGUCUGACAAUAACAAAUACUUUAGUAAUUUAUUUUAAAUUGUUGGUGUUGGUGAUACAAUAUAAUGUAUAGCUGAAACACCUGCUGCAAAAAAGAAAUAUAUUGAUUAGUUUGAAAAAUUAAUUUAAGAAAAUAGAGAACUUGAAUAUGCAAGAGAAAAAGAAAUUUGUAAAUAAUAGAUUAAAAUGAGAUAUCCUGUGUAAGUUGUUGUUGUAGGAACUGAAGAAAGGAAUUUUUAAUCAUUUACUAAACAUACUUAAUAUAUUACUGAAAUUAGUAUUAAUAAAGUGUUUUAGAAUGUAUAUUGUUAAUAAUAUUUAUUUAGAUAUUUAUAAGAUACAGUGAAAUUGAAGUUAUGUCUAUUAAAUACAAGUAAAGAUAUCCUAGAAUUGAAUUACCACAAUUACCAGAUAAAAACUGGUUAAUGAGUCAUAAAACUAAGUCUAUAGAAGCAAGGAAAAUUGCAAUCGAAAACUUUUUGUAAGCAUUACUAUAAGCAAAAGAGAUAUAAUAGGAUAGUGAUAUUUUGAAUGAGUUAAGUAUUAAUCAAUAUUUUAUUUAGAAUUACCAAAGAACUUUUUUGACUUACCAGAUUUGUAUUAAUCAAUAUUGAAAUCAAACUUAACUUAAAAAUAAUAAAAUUUUAAAAGAACAACUCUUGAAGGAAAAGAAGAAUUAAGAGAAAAAGGAAUAAAUGUUGAAAAACUCAAAACUAGUGCUGGUGAAAUAUUAAAAGCAGUUUAUAUUGAAUAGGAAACUAGAAAAAAAAGUGUUGUUUAAAUUUGUCCAAAUAAAGUUAUAUCUUAUGAUAAUUCAAAAGAUCCUAGCUUACAUAAGAUUAUAAUUACAUUUCCAGAUGGUACUGAAACUGCACUUGGUGUAACUGAAUAAACAAGAGUCAGAGAAAUUUUAGAAUAUGUUGCUAAAUAUAAUCAUCUCAUUUAUUACAAGGACUUUAGAUUAUAUUUAAUUGAUCAAUUAAAAAAAUAGAGAGUUCUUGAUGAUGAUGAAGUACUUUAUAAGGUGAUUGAAGAUGAAAGACAAAAUAAUCAUGGAAUUUUAAAUAAAUUAGAAUAAAUGCUAGCCAAAUCAAAUGCUGAGUAUGAAAUCAUUCUUAACAAAUAGAGUUCUAAUUAAGAUGAAAAAAUAUAUAUAUUUACCAGCCAAAUUAGAAGAGAGUGAUUAUAAAGAAGAUCCCAUAAGAUUAAUAAAUCUUGCUUUUUCUAUAUUAGAUGAUGUUCAUGAUUAAAAAUUACAAUUAGGCUUUAAAGAAUAUUGUCUAUUUGCAGCUCUCUAUUUUCAUAUGAAACAUUCAAGAUUAGAUGAUAAAUUAUUUGGAGAAGUAAGAAGAGUAGUUCCUUAAGAAAUGUUUCAAAGUAGUACAGAUAAAGAAUGGAAAGAUCUGGUUACCUAAUGUUUUAAAGCACUUGAUAAUGAACUUUCUUAAAUUAGUGUAACAUAUUUAAUUAUUUAGAAAAAAAAUGAAAAUGACAAAAUUUAAAAGAAACCUAAUUCAUAAUUUAAACAUACUGACAAAAAAUAUUUGGCUGCUGGAGUUACUUUGAAUGCUGCUAGAACUUUUGUUUAGAGUUCUAUGGCAAUCUUUUAAGUACAAGUCUAUGAAGGAACUUAAAAGUUUUUUAAAAAUGCAGGACUAGAAGUCCAUCCAACUAUUUAUUUAGGGUUAUCUAUUCAUAAAAUUCAUUUCCUUAAUCCUCAACGGAAAGAACAAUUUAGGGAAAUUGAUUAUGGACGUGUAAAUGGAGUAAAAUCCUAUCCUAGUUAAAUUAUUUUUGAUUUACAAAUAUUCAAAGAACCUAUAAGGUUUGACACUUACUAAAGUUAUGAAGUACUAAUUAAUUAUUAUAUAUUAGAUUAAAUCACUUGUUGAAUAAUAUUAAGCUAUUUAAAGAUUUGAUGAUGAAUAUGAAUUGGGUCAUCAAUUCAAUAUUAAACAUUGA